This is a messenger RNA of Dendrobium catenatum, 2501 nucleotides long. RefSeq names its product la-related protein 1C. Gene Ontology annotation, molecular function: RNA binding. The transcript is spliced from 6 exons. Bases 254 to 1864 code for a protein of 536 amino acids. Lineage: Eukaryota; Viridiplantae; Streptophyta; Magnoliopsida; Asparagales; Orchidaceae. The record is from RefSeq and is a predicted model, not a curated record.
CGUUGAAAUAAUAAAUAAAAAAUUUCAUGAAUCUUAGAAAUAGGUAGCAGGUCGAAGAAGGAGACGAAGGCGUGCGUCUCCAUCGACCUUUUACUGCAAUCUGAUCUCAUUUUCCGAGGAAAGAAAAAGAAAUGCUUCACUAAGCUGUCAUCUCAACCCCACCGCCGCCGCCGCCGUUGCCGUUGCAUAAACUACUCGGUUAAUAUCCGAUUUGUUACGGCAGCCACCUCCGAUCGGAACCCUAACAACAGCGAUGGCAUCCGCCGUUGAUCCUACAUCCCCGCAGUCCGGGAGGGCCAUCCGUAACCUCUCCUCUUCUUGGUCGCAUGUUUCACGUGGUGAGGUAGAGCCGAACUCCGGCGCCGCCGCUCCUACUGUUUUAACUACCCCGCCUUCGUCGCCUUCGGCCUUCCCGGUUGAUUCGACGGAGCUACCGGGACGAUCGCCGCGGAAGGCUUCAGUAGGCACGGGGUCGCCACUGUCUUCCGUGGGUCCCGAUCAUGGUGUCGGUGGCAAUGCGGCUGAAGCGGCUUCAACUCCCACGGGGAAGAAACCUGCUUGGAACUUUCCAUCGAACGGUGCGAUCGACGCAGGAUCCAUCAUUGACUCUGCUUCGUGGCCUGCGCUCUCGGAAUCGGCCAAGUUUUCACCAAAAUCCGCCUCUUCUGAUUCGUUGAAGCCCCUCGCUGAUGGGUCAGUCUCUGCUCCGCUGGGAUCCCCGGUAUCAUCUCCUUCUUCGAAACAUGCUUUGGGUAAUCAAAACACUGGUACGAGUCAAAGUCCCCAGUCUCCAGCUCGCCAAAAAUCUAUGAAGCGUGGCGCAGUUACAGGCGGCAGCAUCAGCAACUCUGGAUCAUCAAAUGGCGGACUUAACUUGCCAUCUACCUUGCAAGUCUCAGAGUCAAGUCAGUUGGUUCCGGGCAAACAACCCUCUUCUGGUCCUUUUCCUAAGGGCCUCCACAACAAGAACAACAGCAACUUCAAUAAUGAAAAGGAUCAUGGCUCAAAGGCUGGUGGAUUUUCUCCUCAAUCCUAUGGCGGGAAUGAACAUCAGCGAGGCCAUGUUGGUGGCAGAAGGGGAAGCACUGGUCACCAUAGCAACUACGUAAACAAGCGGGAUUCGGAUCGCGUAGGCUACGAGUGGAGUCAUCAGAAUUUGGGCAGAGAUGUCCACAUGCAGCAGCCGCAUCAGCAGCGAGGUGGUCGGCCGUUCCAAAGGCCUCCGUCGCUUGUAACUGCACCCUUCAUUGCUCCUCCUCCACCUAUCAGUCCUUUUUCUAAUCAUAUGGGUUUUCCGGAUUUUCCAUCUCCCGUGUACUAUGUUGCUGCCCCUCCACUUCCAGAGUCCUUUAGAGGCGUCGCAUUUGCUCCUCAACAAGCCCCAGCUCCACAAGUGAUGUUUUUUCCUUCACCAGAUCCUCAGCGUGCUAUGUUGCUAAAACAAAUAGAGUAUUAUUUUAGCCCAGAAAAUUUGUGUAAAGACAUAUUCUUGCGGCAGAAUAUGGACGAAAAAGGUUGGGUUCCUAUAUCCUUGAUAGCUGGAUUCAACAGAGUCAAACAAUUGACUAACAGUGUACAAUAUAUAUUAGAUACGAUACAGCUGUCAGCAGUAGUGGAAGUGCAGGGUGAAAAAAUAAGAAAACGUAAUGAUUGGAUGGCAUGGUUGCUGCACCCAGCUGAUCAUUCUGGUUCUGCUUUGCAAUCUCCAACUACAACAAAUUAUGAGGAACUGGAAGGUAAGUUUCAAAAUGUUUGUUUAGACUUAGAAGAUGCUCCCAACAACACUGGCUUGGGAGGAUCAGCUCAAAAUAAGGUAGUUCUCACUAGAUCAGCCUCUGCUAAUAAAAUAGUCACCUGUCAGUAGUAAGAAAUUGAGGAUGGAGAUGGUCAAAUCAGUUGCAUGUUCUGAUCAGAUCUGGAACAUGAGAAGUCUAGUCAGAAGCGAUGAACUGCAAUUUCUAAUUUUUGAGGUUCUGGAAUGAUGUUCGAAAUUGCUCUCUCUAAUGAUACCAUAUUAUGGAAAUGGGAAAAAAAUUGAUGUUGAUCCUGUAGGUUUCUUUGUUGGGAUAAAAAAGAAAGAGAUGAAAAAAAUAAAUAAAUACUUGUAAUAGGAAAGAACUUUUGUGGUGGGAUUGUACAGAUUGGCUUAGAACAAAUUAUGAAUGCAGAUGGAUGAUGAGAAGGUACAUUCUCUUGGUUUCUUUCUCUUUCUACGAAAGUAGACUCAGUUCAUUUGUGGGAGAAUUUUAACUGAGCUGGUUGUCUGAUCUUGAAUAGUGGGAAGGGGGCAUUGGAAUUGAUGGAAACCUUCUGCAGUUCUGCUUCAGGAUUAUUACUUUUUGUUAUUCCUUUAUGCGGAUAUUAAGACCAAAUGAAUUAUGAUAGAGACGUGUUUCCUUAGCCCAAUGUUUGUAAUUGUACAAGAUUCUCUAAUCUGUGAUUGGCUACAGCAUAUUGAAUCUUUAACUAUAUUAAGACUGGCAUCUACAAUUUAUUUGGAA